UCCCUAGCUCUCAGCUCUGUGAGCCGAGCCGAGCCGAGCCGAGCCGAGCGGACCACCUGGCCAGGCUGCCCGGGUCCACACCGACCGCCAGCGGCUGUCCCCCCUGUCUCUCCCUCUCUCUCUUAUCGCCUCUGUGGGGUUAAAACCACGGGUAAUACGGGACACACCGGGGAGAACAAAUGCGCAUUUACCUGCUCGCGUAUCAGUGGACGUGAGGACAGGAGGACCGAGCCAUGUCUGCGCCGGGCUUCACAAACCUGAACAGCCCCGUCAGCUACAGCCAGAACCCGGCGCCGAACGGCGGAGCAGCGGCCCCCCACCAGACCGGUCCAGUGCAGACCUAUCCAUCCAUGUAUCCACCUGCAGGCUACUAUGGAGCCCCACCUCAACCACAGAGCUACCCCACUACUACUACUACCACCAUCCCUGGCCAUGCGCCUCGUCCUCCUCCUGCUGCUGCUGUUCCCAACAAAGCAUCCAUCAUGAACAGUACCCACGGUGCUAGCUACUACCAGAACAACCAUCAGCAUCAGCAACAACAACAACAACAACAACAGCAGCAGCAGCCUCCUCCUCCUCCUCCACAGCAUCAUGUAGCACCCUCACCAUACACUGCCCCUCCUUCUCAGCCAUACGCCACCCUCCCCUCCUCAGCACCUCCACCGUCAAACGCCCAGUACAACCAACAAGCAUUCCAGCAGCAUCCACCCUACGCCACUCCAGGAUCCUACUACGGACAGCAGCAGUCGUACCACGCAUCCCAAACACAGCGGCAGCAGCAGCAGCAGCACCCGAGUGCCCCCGGAGCUCCCCUCUACCCGAUUGUUUCGUACCCGUCUGCAGCAGGAAGUAGCCAGUAUGGCACCCUCAGUUCCUCCCAGGCCACCUCCGCGCCCGGAGUCUUGCCCGCCACCCAGAUGGGCGCGCCGUUGCAUCAAUUCGGCGGCGCUCCUCCGCCCCCUACGAGCGCUGUGCAGCCUGGUUAUGGAGCCGGUGCUGCCGGUCAGAUGGCGCCAACAGUCAAUGGUCAAGGAAGCACGGGCCACCGACGCUACGACCAAAGCCACCCGACCGCUCUGAGCUACGAUUCCUACGGUGGCGUCACCCGAAGCAGCAGCAGCAGCGGUGGUGGUGCAGACGUGGACCGACCGCCCUCAGGAACCCCCUCCACUUCAGUCCAUUCCUCGCCGGGCCACCACCGAGGCAUGCAGUACGGAUAUGUUGCUAAUAGUGGAGCUAGCUCUGCCUCUGCCGCCACCUCUGGCCCAGCAGCAGCCCACUCGUCAUCCAGCUCUGAGGAUGAUGAUGAUGAGGAGGAGGAUGAGGAUGAGGAAGCAGGUGGUGACACGUCCUCUUCCACGACUGGUAGCGCGUCUCCGGUGCCCAACAGCUAUGAUUCCCUCGAGGGAGGCAGCUAUCCUGAUUCGAUGCCACCUUCCAACAACAUGACCAACCCGGCUCAGUCCUACGGUAGCUAUGGUUACCCCGGCGUGCAGCCGGCCUAUCGACAGGGUCCGGCCUCCCACACUGACGCCUCCCCCUCCCACGACCUGUACAGCCAGUCUGGCUACCAGCAGUACUCCCAGGCGUUCCCCAACCUCUCCCAGCUUUCUGCAGCGCUGGGCGGCCUGAGCGGGGUCCCAGAGCUGGAGGUGGAGUGUCUGAGGCCCGUGAACCUGCUGCAGGAGAGGAACCUGCUGCCCUCCAGGCCCCUGGAGGCACCCGAACCCAACCUCAGCCCCGACCUCAAGAAGGUCAACUGUAGUCCACAGACUUUCAGGUGUACGCUGAGCAGCAUCCCCCAGACCCAGGCUCUACUCAACAAGGCCAGACUCCCCCUGGGCCUCCUCCUCCACCCCUUCAGAGACCUACAGCAGUUACCAGUGAUCACAUCGAACACGAUCGUGCGCUGUCGCUCCUGUCGCACCUACAUCAACCCCUUCGUCACCUUCCUGGAUCAGCGAAGGUGGAAGUGUAACCUCUGCUACCGAGUCAACGACGUACCUGAUGAGUUCAUGUACAACCCGGUCACGAGAUCCUACGGGGAACCACACAAGAGGCCAGAGGUGCAAAACUCCACCGUGGAGUUCAUCGCCUCCUCAGACUACAUGCUGCGACCUCCUCAGCCGGCGGUUUAUCUGUUUGUGCUCGACGUGUCUCACAACGCGGUGGAGGCCGGUUACCUGAAGUACUUCUGUGAAUCGCUUCUCGACAAACUGGACAAGUUACCCGGAGAUACACGCACCAGGGUCGGCUUCCUCACCUUCGACAGCACCAUCCACUUCUACAACCUCCAGGAGGGACUGUCCCAGCCCCAGAUGCUGGUGGUGUCGGACAUCGACGACGUCUUCAUUCCAUCUCACGACAGCCUGAUGGUGAACCUGAAGGACAGCAGAGAGCUGGUGAAGGACCUGUUGACGUCUCUUCCCGCCAUGUUCAGCCAGACCAGAGAGACCCACAGCGCCCUGGGUCCUGCCUUACAGGCCGCCUUCAAGCUCAUGUCGCCCACCGGGGGACGCGUCUCCGUCUUCCAGACUCAGCUGCCGACGCUCGGCGCCGGGAAGCUGCAGUCGAGAGAAGAUCCCAAUCAACGCUCCAGCACUAAGGGAGUGCAGCACCUCGGCCCAGCCACAGACUUCUACAAGAAGCUGGCGCUGGACUGCUCAGGACAACAGAUCGGAGUGGACCUGUUCCUGCUCAGCUCCCAGUACACGGACCUCGCCUCGUUAGCGUGUAUGUCCAAAUAUUCGGCGGGCAGCGUCUUCUACUACCCGUCGUUUCAUCACAUCCACAACCCGGCCCAGUUGGAGAAGUUCCAGAAAGAUCUGGAGCGCUACCUCACCAGGAAGAUCGGCUUCGAGGCCGUCAUGAGAAUACGAUGCACUAAAGGUUUGUCCAUCCAUACGUUCCACGGUAACUUCUUUGUGCGCUCCACCGACCUGUUGUCCUUGGCCAAUGUGAACCCAGACUCUGCCUUCGCUGUCCAGAUGUCCAUCGAAGACUCUCUGGCCGACUCGUCUCUGGCCUGUUUCCAGGCCGCUCUGCUCUACACGUCUUGUAAAGGAAAGAGACGUAUUAGAGUCCACACACUGUGUCUGCCGGUGGUGAACCAGCUGAGUGACGUCUACGCCGGAGCCGACGUCCAGGCCAUCACCUGUCUGUUAGCCAACAUGGCCAUCGACCGGUCGGUGUCGUCCAGCCUGUCGGACGCCCGGGACGCCCUGGUGAACGCCGUGGUGGACUUCGUGAGCGCCUACAAGAGCAACGUGUCGAACCUGCAGCACUCGGGCCUCGUCGUCCCGGCCUCCAUGCGCCUCUUCGCCAUCUACAUCCUCGCUCUCCUCAAACAGAAAGCUCUGCGGACGGGCACCAGCACGCGGCUGGACGAACGCGUCUUCGCCAUGUGUGAGUUCAAGUCGCAGCCGCUGCAGCAGCUGAUGAGGAUGGUUCAUCCUGACCUGUACAGACUGGACAACAUUUCUGACCAGGGGGCGCUCCAUCUGAACGACACCGUGGUUCCCCAGCCUCCUCUGCUCCACCUGUCUGCAGAGCGGCUGAGCAGAGACGGAGCUUUCCUCAUGGACUGCGGCCACGUGUUUUACCUGUGGGUCGGCAAAUGCUGCAACGAAAUGUUCAUCCGUGACGUUCUGGGCUACCCCAACUACGCCUCCAUCCCCCCCAACAUGAGUCACAUUCCCGAGCUGGAGACUACUCUGUCCGAGAGGGUGCGUUCGUUCCUCGACUGGCUUCAGGACAACAGAGCGUUCAGCUCCACGAUACAUGUCGUCAAAGACGACGCCUCGGCCAAAGCCACUUUGUUCCAGCACCUGGUGGAGGACCGGUCCGAGUCGGCGUCGUCCUACCAAGAAUUCCUGCAGCACGUUCAGCAGCAAGUCUCCAAGUAGCGGGCGUCCCGGUCGCCGCGAGAGAAGCUGUUUAGAUCCCUGAAAACAAAGAGCGAGGAAAAGGACCUCGGCCUCCUCGAGUGAAAACUAGCGUUAGCAGUGAUCCGUCGCUCCCUCAGACCAGUUUUAAAGAGGUGGGUGUCCUCCUCUGACUUUCUUUUGUUUUUAAAACGAGACUCUUUAAAUAAAAAAACCUGGUCGGUCAGCUGUGAUCAGACCCGUCAGAAGCAGAGGAGGAGGUAGUUACAGGAGGAAAUAAAUAGAUGAAUGAGUGAAUGAAUGAUGGGGGUUUAUUACAAGUUGAAUUAUUGAAAGACGCUCCUGCAGGGGGCGCCUCGCUGCCUCGUAAACCACUGUCGAAACCUGUUCUCGUCAAAUCCAUCUCCAAAGAGAAGGGGAAAGAAAAUCGAGCCAAGAAGAUGCCACUUCGUCACGUUUUUUGUUUUUUUGUUUUUUAGUUCAGUCUGUUUUUGUAGCUAGAUUGUAGCUAGAGCUUCUUCUUUUUUUUUUCUUAAUUUUUUCUUUUUUGUUGUUUUUUAAUUUAUUCCCUUCCAUCCACUCUGUUUAAUUUUUGUUUUCGAAUACACUGGAGACCAGAAACGAGAGUUUGGCAUGCGCUUUCCAAACGCAUGUCACAGUUUUGGCUGCUGCUGCUGCUGCUAGACUAUCGGGACAUCGUUUUUUUAAAAAAAAACAAAUUAAUGGAUAAAUAAAAACUCCCGUCGGUCGUCUUCGUCUUCUCUGCUUCACUGUCCACAAACUUCUCCCGCCGCCACCACCAUCGCCAUCACCCCGUUGUCGUCGGCAAUCUUCUUCUCACUUGUUUUAUUUUUCCAGGCGCUAACUGAAGUUGCUAUCCACUUUGUAACUACUGAAGAGAAUCUUUUAUGUGCGAUAAUUUAUGAACCAGCUUAUUAAAUAAAUGCAAAAAAAACCCACAA
Molecule: messenger RNA, 4846 nt
Organism: Mugil cephalus (flathead mullet)
Lineage: Eukaryota; Metazoa; Chordata; Actinopteri; Mugiliformes; Mugilidae
Gene: sec24b
Product: SEC24 homolog B, COPII coat complex component
Exons: 24
Coding region: 234-3905 (1223 amino acids)
Biological process (GO): intracellular protein transport; COPII-coated vesicle cargo loading; endoplasmic reticulum to Golgi vesicle-mediated transport
Cellular component (GO): endoplasmic reticulum exit site; COPII vesicle coat
Molecular function (GO): zinc ion binding; SNARE binding
Source: RefSeq, a predicted model, not a curated record